AUGUUACAGCGGCUUAGCAGGGAAGUCUGUUUCAGUUCUGCUGAAAUUCACAGAUUGUCUGAUUUUAAAACUAAUUGUUUCUCCGGUUUAUCUGCAGGCUCGUUUGGUGCUUUGGCUGAUUGUCCUAAUCCAGCUGGCCUCUUCAUCACUACACUACAGAAGAUGGAAGCACUGAGUGGAUCUUGUUUGCAAAUCCCAUGUAACUUUAGUGCUGAACCAGAACAAGAUUGUAAUAGCAGCAGAGAAACCUUUGGAGUGUGGAUCAAAAAUGACCCUAAAUUUGGCGACAAUCCAAGCAAUGUGAUUUUCAACAGUAGUAAGACAGUUAACACGUAUCCAAUGAAUAUUACUGGAAACCUGAGUCAGAAAAACUGCACCACUCUGUUUUCCAGUUUAAUCACAAGUUAUACAGACACAUACUACUUCAGAAUCAUGAACUGGCCUUUCAGAGCAACAGCUGUUUGUGAUCCUCUUCAAAUAAAAGUUAAAGAUUCUCCUCCGAGCCCCAGAAUUGAGAUCUCAGGUGAUCUGAAGGAGAAGCAGUCUGUCACUAUAACCUGCUCAGCUUUCACUCCCUGUCCACACUCCCCUCCUAAACUCACCUGGAAUCUCCAACAAGACUCUCACAACCAAAUAGAGGAAAACACAGAUGGAACCUUCACAACUAAAAUCCAGGAGAGCUUCACUCUGUCAGACCAACAUGAUGGAUACAACAUCACCUGUUCUGUCAGAUAUCCUGUGAAUGAAGGAAAAGAUAACAAGACAGCAGAGGAGAGAAAGACUCUCAGUGUUUCAUAUGCUCCUAAAAAUACCUCAGUGUCCGUCAGUCCAUCAGGUUUGGUGUCAGCAGGUAGCUGGGUGAACCUGACCUGCUCCAGCAGAGCCAAGCCUCCCGUCAGCCGCUUCACCUGGUUCAAGAACAGCAAAGAUGGACCCAUGAUUGUAUCUGAAGGACCGUUUUACAGCUUCAAUGUGACAGAUGGAGGAGUUUAUUACUGUGUGGCCACAAAUGCUCUCGGCAAUGAAACAUCAUCAGAGAUCAAUCUGACCGUUAAAUCUUUAGAUUCUCCUCCGAGCCCCAGAAUUGAGAUCUCAGGUGAUCUGAAGGAGAAGCAGUCUGUCACUAUUACCUGCUCAGCUUUCACUCCCUGUCCACACUCCCCUCCUAAACUCACCUGGAAUCUCCAACAAGACUCUCACAACCAAAUAGAGGAAAACACAGAUGGAACCUUCACAACUAAAAUCCAGGAGAGCAUCACUCUGUCAGACCAACAUGAUGGAUACAACAUCACCUGUUCUGUCAGAUAUCCUGUGAAUGAAGGAAAAGAUAACAAGACAGCAGAGGAGAGAAAGACUCUCAGUGUUUCAUAUGCUCCUAAAAACACCUCAGUGUCCGUCAGUCCAUCAGGUUUGGUGUCAGCAGGUAGCUGGGUGAACCUGACCUGCUCCAGCAGAGCCAAGCCUCCCGUCAUCCGCUUCACCUGGUUCAAGAACAGCAAAGAUGGACCCAUGAAUGUAUCUGAAGGACCGUUUUACAGCUUCAAUGUGACAGAUGGAGGAGUUUAUUACUGUGUGGCCAAAAAUGAUAUCGGCAAUGAAACAUCAUCAGAGAUCAAUCUGACUGUUAGAAAGCCUCCUGUUAACUCUCCACAAUGGGGAAAAGUUCUUGGAGGAAUCAUUGGGAUCAUUGCACUGCUCUGCCUGGUUGUCUGUGUUUGGCGUUUGAAGUCGACACGCCCAACUCCACAACAGACUGAGAGUCAAACAGGUGAAGAGCUGACUGUUGCAGAGCCAGCUAGGAAAACAAGAGAAGAAGAAGAAGAGGAAGAAAACAUCCAUUAUGGAGAGAUCGACUUCUCCAAGAGGAGACCUGAACCGUCCUCUGACUCAGUGCAGGACAGUGGACGGCAGCAGGAAACGCUGUAUGCACAGGUCAAAGUAUCCAAGCCAGCAAACAGAUUAACUCACACUGCUGAUGGUCCAGAGGAUAUUUACGCUCAAGUUAAGAAUUCAUAAAGGUGCAGUGUGUAGGGUUGAGUUGAAUCUGUAGUUGCAGACAGCAACUCCCUGGAAACUACGGUCACUGCGAAACGUGCAAUAAGGCAAAUGACCUACCUCAAGAUAGUUUUUGUUGAUAUAAACAGCUUAUUUUAAGGUAACAAAAAUAGAACGAUUCCUAUGAUCAGGUGAUUGUACAGUAAUGAAAUCAUAGCUAUGAAUAUUAUAUUUAAUUUCUGCCUCCUAAAUAUGACACACUGGAGUUUUAAUGUUUUAUACAUACAAGAUGUCAGUUGAUGUAGACACUGGAGCCUUGAUUGUCAGAUAAGUGCAAAUAAAAGUGCUAAAGCCUUAAAAGCCUUAUCACACAGAAGUGGUUCUGCACACGCAGUCUAUUACAAGAUUAGAUUAGAUUAGAUUGUUGUCAUUUUGUGAUAUUUUCUGAUGAUUUUUGACAAGGCUUAAUAAUCUUGUUUUGUUGUGUACUGUAUAUCCCAUUUUCUUGAUACAAACCAAUGUCCUUUGUAUUGUAUUACUGCACAAGAUGACUGUUUCUGCAUUUGAGAAUAUGUAUUCAUUCAACUUAAUACAAUGGAUGGCAUACAAAUAAAUAUCUUAUCAACCAA
Dicentrarchus labrax (European seabass) is the source of this 2624-nucleotide messenger RNA. RefSeq names its product B-cell receptor CD22-like. The transcript has 9 exons. The record is from RefSeq and is a predicted model, not a curated record. Bases 1 to 2016 code for a protein of 671 amino acids. NCBI's taxonomy places the organism in Eukaryota, Metazoa, Chordata, Actinopteri, Moronidae.